CUUCCUUUGGUCGGUUGAUGUUGAAAUUCAAUUCAUGUUUAUUAUCCUAAACUUUGAUUGUUUAUUUUAGUUUAUUUUCGAGACUAAUUUUACUGUGUACAAGUGAGGUAAAUGUUGUACUAUGUACGAGUUUGUUAUCACCAUUCGAUCAAUAAGUUUCAUACUUGAAUCAAAUGAUAUAUGAAUCAUGAUGAGGAUUAUCGAUUCAAUGAUCAAAAACAAACUUGUGCAUGAUACAACAUUCCUUAUUCCUUAUUUGUGCAGCGUACAGAUACAUGGAGAACAUUAAGGACAUCAUAGUUUAUGCUUCUGGGGUUAAUCCGGAAAUGGAGAAAACGGGAAAAGUGUUGAUGAGCAAGUAUGAGUUUGGCAAACUAUUAGGCCAAGGUAACUUUGCAAAAGUUUACCUUGCAAGGGACCUGAGAACUGGUGACAAUGUUGCUAUUAAGGUUAUCGACAAGGAGAAAGUCUUAAAAUUGGGAUUCGAGGUUCAAACACGGCGAGAGGUUUUGACCAUGAGACAGGUUAAACACCCGAAUAUUCUGCGUCUCUACGAGGUUUCGGCUACCAAAACAAAGAUUUACUUAAUUAUUGAGUAUGCCAAAGGUGGUGAGCUUUUUGAGAAAAUAGAAAAAGGCAGAUUAUGCGAGAAUCAAGCAAGAAAAUACUUCCAACAACUGAUAAAAGCUCUUGAUUUCUGCCACAAACAGGGCGUUUACCAUCGGGAUUUGAAGCCUGAGAAUUUGCUUUUGGACGAGAAUGGUGAUCUCAAAAUAGCCGAUUUCGGAAUGAGUACGUUCCUGGAAGCUCAUCAGCGCAACAGCUUGCUGAAAACAGCGUGUGGAACUCCGGCAUAUGUAGCUCCUGAGGUUGUGUGCCGAAAAGGUUAUUAUGGAGCUAAAAGUGAUGUAUGGUCGUGUGGAGUGAUCCUAUAUACUCUUUUGGCGGGCUAUUUACCGUUUUAUGACAAUAAUCUUAUGGUUCUGUAUGGAAAAAUCUACCGGGGCGAAUACAGUUGUCCAAACUGGUUUCCAUUGGACAUACGGAGAUUGUUAGCCCGAAUUCUAGACCCUAAUCCGAAUAAAAGGAUAACCACUGCUAAGAUAAUGGAAAAUCCUUGGUUCCGAAGAGGGUUAUAUCCGAAAGCUGUUCAAAUGAAAAAAGAGAUUACAGAUGUAGCUGAUGAUGAAACUGCUGCUGUUAAGCCAACCCAAGCAUUGGCUCAACCAACAUAUUUAAAUGCUUUUUACAUACUUUCUUUGUCUGCAGGGCUUGAUUUGUCUGUCCUUUUCGCAACUGAUAACAGCGAAAAGGAAGACUUUAAGUUUACAUCCAUGAGCUCGCCCUCUUCUAUCGUGGCAACAAUAGAGGACGUUGCGUGCAUUCUGCAGAUGGAGAUAGUUAAGACGGAUGGAGGGAUGCUGAAGUUGGAGUGGCCAAGGGAGCGUCGAGAAGAGCCACUUAUCAUUUCUGCUGAAAUAUUCGAGUUCGCUCCGUCUUUCUAUUUGGUGGAGAUGAAGAAGUCCUGCGGUGAUGCGUUAGAGUACCAGAAGAUAAUGAUGGGACAUAUAAGGCCAGCUCUCAAAGAUAUUGUCUGGAUUUGGCAAGGUGAGAAGUAGAACAGCAUUAGCAAGGCGGUGGUUAGUCCUGAAGAGAUUAAUCGAUUUCAUAUUUGGAAUUAUUUCUGCAAAAUAUUAUAUUAGUACCAAAUAUUUCAAAAAACAAAAAUUUCCCCUGUAAUAAACAUGCUCUUUGGUUUUA
This is a messenger RNA of Lathyrus oleraceus (garden pea), 1761 nucleotides long. RefSeq names its product CBL-interacting protein kinase 2. Gene Ontology annotation, molecular function: ATP binding; protein serine/threonine kinase activity. The record is from RefSeq and is a predicted model, not a curated record. Gene Ontology annotation, biological process: signal transduction; protein phosphorylation. Lineage: Eukaryota; Viridiplantae; Streptophyta; Magnoliopsida; Fabales; Fabaceae. The transcript has 2 exons. Bases 231 to 1619 code for a protein of 462 amino acids.